GACGGCGCUGUUUGUGACGUCACCAGUGUGCGCCCGAGAGUCGGUGGGUCGGCGCGGUGCGGCGCGGUGCUGUCGGGCCAUGGCUCUUGCCGCCGCGCAGGCUCCUGAGAUCCAGUUCGCGCAGCGGCUGGCGGCCAACGAGAAGCGAAUCCGGGACCGCGCCGUGAAGAAGCUGCGGGGCUACAUCAGCCUCCGCACCCAGCGCCCGGGCGGUGGCUUCAGCCAGGAAGAACUGCUAAAAAUAUGGAAGGGACUGUUCUAUUGCAUGUGGAUGCAGGAUAAACCCCUCCUACAGGAGGAACUUGCAAAUAACAUUUCACAACUUAUCCAUGUGAUUCAGAAUACAGAGGCUCGACACUUGUUCAUUCAAACAUUUUGGCAAACUAUGAGCCGUGAAUGGAAUGGAAUAGACAAUCUACGUCUCGAUAAGUACUAUAUGCUAAUCCGUAUGAUUCUGAGGCAGUCUUUUGAAGUGCUGAAAAGAAAUGACUGGGAUGAAAGCCUACGUGAACUGCUACUGCAGCUACUAAUGAAAGAAAUCAUGGACCCAGACAGCAAUGCUCCCAAAGGGAUAAAGUUCCAUUUCAUUGAUAUCUAUCUGCAGGAAUUGGCUAAAGUUGGUGCAAAGGAGCUCACAGCAGACCAGAGUCUCAAGUUCAUUGAACCUUUCUGCAAUUUCGUUGCCAAAUCAAAGGAUCCUUCUGUGAUGCAUGCUGUAGCCAGCGGUAUCUUUGAGAUCAUUGUGGAUCAGUCCCCGUAUGCCAUUGAGGAUCUAAUGAAAGAACUGGAAAACGGCAGUGAUGAGGAAGAUUCAUCUGAAGAUGAUGAACAGGGAAAGAAAGAGGUGCUUAAAACCAAAGGAGAUAGACAUUUGUCAGGAAAAUCAGCUCAGAGCGCUGAAAAAACGGAGGAAAAAACAGAGGAUGUUUACGAAGAUGCUGAUGAUAGUAUCGGGCCUGUUCUUCAGUUUGAUUAUAAGGCUGUUGCUGACAAACUCUUUGAGUUGGCAAGCAAGAAAAAUACACCUGCCCUCAACAGAAAGCGUCUGUACAAGCUGGUCAAAAAGUUCCAGGAUUUAGCAGAAGGAAUCUUCCCCCAAGAUUUUCCUGAAGAUGUUUCCACAGAUGAAGACGAUGAUACAUUCAGCAGAGGAAGGCGAAAGAAAAAAGCUGUCAAACCUUCAGAAAAAAACAGUUUGGAAAAAGUAAAAGGCUCAGGGAAGGAUGAACAGGAGACAUCAAGUGCAAAGGAGGCAUCAAUUCCACAGAAGCGGAGGAAAAAAAGGAAGAGAAGGGACAGCCCAAAUACUGAUUCUGGAACAACUAAUGGAAAUUCUGAGGAGGGAAUGGCUGAAACAUCUGGAUCUACUGUACUUAACCAGGGAAAGAUGCCAGAGCGUAAUAAGAUGAAGAAGAAGAAGAAGAAAUUGCUAGUAAAUGAGACAAAUGAGACCAGAAAUGCAGUAACUGACUCCAGAGAUGAGCACAGCUCCUCUGCGCAGAGCAGUCAGACUGACACAGAACAGAGUAAAAAGAUUCAGUCAAAGAAAAUGAAUCCAAAAGUGCAAAAUGUUCCUGUAAAGCUGGAGUGUCAAAAUGGUCCAGCUAAUGCCAGCAAGGCAGAGGAUGUCUGCCCAUCUGUCACACCGUUAAUUCCCAAGGUUGGGAAAAAGAAACAAAAAGCAGGGUCUGCCUUGGUGAAUGGGGAGUCAUUUUUGCAGCAGACUGACUUGAAAUCCAACAAGGAAGGCCCGCUGUCAAGAGAUGUGGACUCAGAAUCUGAACCCUCCAGAAAGGUGAAAUUGGAGAAAAAGACAAAGCUGGUUGCUUUGGAAGGGACCAAGGUCUCCAACCAGAAAGCAGCAACCUUGAAAAAGAAGAGAAAAGUUAAAGAGGUGCUAAAUUCUGUUGAAGCCAAUGGAAUUCUGGAGACUGCUUGCAAGAAAAGCAGAAAAGAGGAAAGCAGCACUGCUCUAUUGCCAUUAAAGAAAAAGAAAGCAAAACAAGGAAGUGAUUUCGUAAAAUUUGAAAAAUCAACUGUACCAAAGGCAUUACUCUUCAGGAAGGCCAGAAGCACCGUCUCCUCCACCAGAGCCUCCAUUCAGUUGAAUAAACUGCAAUCAUCCAGCUCCAAAAAAGUCACCUUCGGUUUGAAUAAAAAUAUGACUGCUGAAUUUAAAAAGACUGACAAAAGUAUCUUGGUGAGCCCAGAAGGACCUUCUCGUGUAGCUUUCAAUCCCGCACAGAAACCCCGUCAUGGAGUGCUGAAGUCACCCGCAGGUACCCCAGAAGGAGAACCUAAACUGAAGAAACCACUUACUGCACAAGCUAAGAAGAAAACAACUGCUAUGGGCUUCUUUUAAACCAAUAGCAGUGGCCUACUUUUGUACAGGACAUUUUACUAAAAUAUAACUUUUCUCUGGAGGUAUUUUGAACUUCUUUAUUUUUUUAAGUUAAUAUGAAUUGUAUAUACAAGAUUCUGAUUGUGACCUGAGACAUCGCUAUUUUAACAGCACUUCAGCUGUAUCUUGAAAUAUUUGUUUUGCCUAUUAACUGAAAAGAAAUAAAAUCCAAUCUCUACUCAGGUAUAGUCUACAAAAAUAUGGUCACCGUCCAUGUAAUUUCCAAUAGAUUUGUUCAUUUAAUUAAGGAAUGGUGAGGGUUGCAUUGUUCUGGGAUUUUUUUGAGCCAGUUUAAGAAAACUCGCACUUCAUGCUGUUAAACUCUUUUUAAUAGGACAGGGCUUAAAAGGAAAAAAGACGACAUAAAUUUUAACUCCGUUAGUUAUUUCUGUAUUUUAAAAUCUUACCCCAUCAUUGGCAUCUUGUUUCUUCUUCUGCAAAUAACUAUUACCUCAUGUUUCUGCUUAAUGCGAGCUGGACUUGGGUAGCUUUACCCAGCUAAGAAAGAUUUUCCAGGAAUUAUAGGUGUGUGGCUGCUCAACUGAUCACUGAUACAAUUAACUUCCACAGUGGGUUGCUUGGUGAGUUGAGAACUCUCACUGCAUUACUUUUGGUAACACAAGUGCCAAAGCUGACUUACACUUACCAUAUGGUAAGCUGGCCUCUUCUCUGGUGCAGCUCACAUGCUUUCAAAUGGGAGAAAUCUUUAUAAUUCCAGCUGGUCUCCCCACCACUCCAGCCCCGGUGCUGGCUUUCCUGGAGGUCUCACAGGGAGCCUAGAUUUCUUCUUUAGCAGCUAGUAUCGCCACAUUUUACCAGAACAGAUCUCAUUCAGUGAAUGAGCCACUGAUUGUAGUAAAGCUACAUCAGUAUCGUGCGUCCUUGGUUAGGAUAUGCCUCUCUCAAAUCUUUGGUGCCUCUCAACACAGGGUAAAACUUGACAGUCCAAACAGUUUGGUUUUGGCUUUGAUGUAGAACCAGAAGAGUUCUUUCUACAGUGUUUCCUUGCAUUGCUUAUGUUCGGAUGGCUUGUUUGUUUUUUACUAAUGUGCCGGGUUUUAUUUUUGGCACAGAACACUGUGUACUGCUGUGGGAGACUGUUACGAUAUUCUGAGUGGGAACUAUGAGGGAAGGGAGAGUAAAUGAAAAUAAAAACUUUUUUAAUAUGAUUGAAAGACAUCAAAUCUUUAUUUGAAAGUUUUGCUUGUGCAAAGAAAGCAAAGGCUCUGCAGCAGAUUUCUAUGUAAGAGUUCAGCUUCAGAGCAAAACCUGGUGCCAGAACAAAGCUAUUGAUGAAGCUUCCUGCCAGUUCCUUCCAGGAUCCCCUAGGUUAGAGAAAGUAGGCCUGCUUCAAUACCUUGUGCUAUGAGAACUAGUAAAUGUUUAGCUAAUUCAGUGAGCAGAAUUAAACUUUGCGGCGUAGUACAUUUGCAUUGCUGAAUACUACUUUCUACCAGUCUUUGGUGCUGACUGUCCUCCCAGAGUACUCCCUGUAUGCAACUGGAUUGACACCAGACUUUCAUAGUUCACCUAGAUUUCUUCCUAAGAUUUCUGUACUUGUAGAGUGCUAGUUGGUCUUGGUUGUUCAAUUCUAACCAUGCCAGUUCUUUCACUAAUUUUGUGGUUCCGCCAUCAGAGUAUUAGAAAGUCAUUUUUCUCUUGUCUUAUUUAAAACAAAGGACCGCAUUUCUUUCUUUUUUCCUCUUUCCUCUUUCUUCUUUCCUUUUCUCAGUAAAGAACUCUAGAGAAUACAUCUGAUAAAGCUGAUAAUAUUUACUGUUUGAGCAAUUGUUGUUAAUCUAUUUUUUAAAAAUCUCAUUCUAUAUAUUAGCAUAAUGCAUUUUCUGACAAGACAAUAAGUAUGUUGUAUGUUUAUAUCGUACUUUGUGUGACAAGUCUUUUGUGGAAUGUGCAUAAAUGCAUUUGUAUGUGCAUGAUUGUCAAUGCCUUACAUUGAAGAUGCCAUAUUCCUCCAAGGAUAUAGAUGCUAACAAUCAGUAGGUGGAUCUGGUGUGCUUAGAAAAAUCAAGGAUCAGGAUGCAUUGGGGUUUCAUUUUGGUUUUAUUUUGUUUAUUACAUAUGACCUACAUUAUGGAAAUGUAUUUAAGUGGCUGUCUGGAUCUUUUUCAAUUGGUGCUGGAUCCUUUGAACCCAUUGCAGGUGUUCUGGUGCUGACAGCACUAAACGGAGCAGACAACAAUGGCAGUCAGGUUUUUUAUCUAAAAUUUGAAUGAUGAGAUUGUGUGUUGCAAUUCAUGCAUAUAAUGUCUGUGCUAUGUCAGUGGUGGAAUGUUUUAUAAAUAUGGAUAUGUAAUGUGUAUUGUAUUCAGUGGUGUCUGGAAUUUCAUUCAGGACAACUUUACGCACAAAAAAAGUCAUGUCAUUGCAGCUCAAUUUGCAUUGUUAGGUUAAAUAAUGUAAAUUACCCAAAAUAUUGGGAUAAUGAAAAUUCCAGUAAACACCGAAUACAGACGUAAAUAAAGGAGAAAUAAAUGUAACAUCUGAGAUAGUCACUGUGCAGACAUACUUGUUCUGUAAGGGGAGGUCUAUCUAAAGGGGAAAAAAGGAAAAGAAAAACUGAGCUAACCUGUGUGAUGACUCUUCAUAGUCUUUUUCAUAGUGUUUUUCCAUCUCUGCAGCUGCCAGUCACACUCGAGUUAAAAUUUAAGUUUGUGGCAUGUCUUAUCUUUUAAAGGACAGUAUUUUUUAAUGGUGAUCUCUACAUUUCUGUUACAAAUCUGAUCAGCUUUGUACUUCUCAAGCUCUAGCAGUUUAUAAUCCUUUAUAGCUUCAAGAGGACUCAAAAGCACAAUAUCCAGUAACGUAAAAAGUUGAAACUGUAUUUAAAUUAUUGGGCAUGUAAGAUCAUUUAUAUUCUAUCAAAGCUUUGUGACUUGGACGGCAUCAAAAGCCCUUUUUUUGUAUUUCCUGUGCUUAGACUGAUUACAGGGAGGAAAAAAUUCCAUUGUCAUUUAUGUACCUCUGCAACAACAUUAUUAAUGAAAAUACGGUGUCUACGCAUUGGAUCAUUUAGUCUACUUCAAUAAACCAUCUUUUUUUUUGUGGACAUUG
This is a messenger RNA of Numida meleagris (helmeted guineafowl), 5473 nucleotides long. It is a transcript of the gene RRP1B, whose product is annotated as ribosomal RNA processing 1B. The record is from RefSeq and is a predicted model, not a curated record. Gene Ontology annotation, cellular component: preribosome, large subunit precursor; nucleus; preribosome, small subunit precursor. The transcript has 16 exons. NCBI's taxonomy places the organism in Eukaryota, Metazoa, Chordata, Aves, Galliformes, Numididae. The coding region runs from base 80 to 2362 and encodes 760 amino acids. Gene Ontology annotation, biological process: rRNA processing.